This is a messenger RNA of Aplysia californica (California sea hare), 1867 nucleotides long. RefSeq lists its product as uncharacterized. Bases 278 to 1330 code for a protein of 350 amino acids. Lineage: Eukaryota; Metazoa; Mollusca; Gastropoda; Aplysiida; Aplysiidae. The transcript has 4 exons. The record is from RefSeq and is a predicted model, not a curated record.
AAAGUAAAAAGUUGGAACGAAAGCAAGAUAGGCCUACGAGUCGAAUAAAAACAAUAACAAAGUGAAAACAGCAGUAACACUGUGUAAACUGUAGCCUCUAGAAGCCAGAGGGUCUCAGCAUUUUUAUACCAGCUUUGGAACUUAAAAAAAAAGAGAAAGUGAGCUCAGCUUGAUCUGACAUUGUGUCCUUGGGAAAGGCACUUUUUAAGGAAUUUCCCAUUUGGUGAGCUACAGCCUGUCCCACUUUCUUCUUAUUGGCAGGAUAAGAUAUAUCGAGAUGGCGGAGCAGUGUGGAUCACAGGACUCUGAUUGUGGAAGUUUUGAGAAAGGAGACACAGAGGACCACACCUUGGAAAGGCUUAGAUUGGCUGCUGAAGCUCGUCUGACUCAGGGAGUCUAUGAGGUGGAAGUCUCCUACGGCGGUGAAGCAGAUCUUCACAGAGAAAAAGGAAGAUGUGGGAAAAAUCCUGGUCACAAAAACUUUAUCCCAUCACCGCAGUUCUCAUUGACACACCUUCCAGCCGGCUUUCAGGACAAGCAACUGUUGGAGACAAUCGGUCUAUGUGCUCAACUGACGGUUCGUCUAGUUGUGAACUAUACCAGUAUGUCCCGUCCAGAGUUUCUUCCCAACUCUAAGAGUGCUUAUCCCUUUUCCAGAUUCCGUGGCAAGACAGUUCCGUAUCGUUUUGGCAGUGGGUGGCUGUUUGAUGCUUUUCCCCGAGGUGUGCUGGGUGAGGGGAAAGGAGGGGAGUGUCCGUGUUCUGAGUGCGGACAGUCGGGAAAGCCUUCCUCAGCCUGGUACGAGCUAAUGUUUCUCACAGCGUUACACGUGGUCUUUGACUCUGAAGAAAGCAAGGCCACUGAUGUAGAACUUUUCUACGAUAGUGAUGUGGACAGAGAUUCCACAGUGCUGAAACUGGCAGGUGGUUGCGUUGAAAUGGCGGACAUCGAGACUGAUGGGUGUUUGCUUGUGUGUUGGACUCAUGAUCUUGAUCUUGGCGACAAACUACAAGCUCUCAGCCGCCAGCGGUGGGAUUUGAUGCGAGAGAUCAACAUGCGGUACACCCGCGAAGAAAGGGGUGGACUGGUGGUGGUUGUGUCUCACCCUCACGGGUGUAGCAAACAGGUGACGGUUGGGUGGGCAGUGGACAGAAGUGACUGGACGGGCCUGGAAGUGUAUCGCUACAGUGCAGACACGUGUCCAGGCAGUAGCGGGGCAGGCAUGUGGCCGGUGGGCUGGGCGGACCCCGACUUCAGCAUUCUUCCUCACAGUAAAGGAGUGUCCAAGGGGGUGAAUGAGUGCAGUCCUGGUGUUGUUGUUGUGGACUGAGCGUUCUUCCUCACAGUAAAGGAGUGUCCUAGGGGGUGAAUGAGUGCAGUCCUGGUGUUGUUGUUGUGGACUGAGUGUGCUGGGGUGUGGAAAAAUGCCUACGAGGAUGAUGCCUUAGGGAUGACCUUCAUAGAGAACGAGACAGUGACAGCCUUUAUGGUGCCAGAAGGUAAGGGUGUGGAGCAGACAGCUUUGCGAAGUUGAAGGGCCUGAAGUGCUUCUGCAAGCUCAAUGAUGGCCUGCCUUGCAACAGCCAGUUCGAAUCAACUGCUUUUGACGACCUGCGUUUGUCUUUUGCUGGUAUGACACGAGAGGAGCAUAAUAUUUUUUUGACGCGUUUUUACGUAAUUCAGUGAUUUUCUGUUGUAACAUAAAAACAGUCAUAACUUCACAUAGAAGAGAGGUAUUUCACUAAAAUAAAAAGCAAACUGUCCACAAAUGGCACCUCUAUGCUGUGGUAUCAGCAUUAUUUGCUUCUAUGCAUUGUCAUCAUGGAAAAUGUGUUCCCAAAGUAAGCAAAACUUUAAAACCUGUUUU